Messenger RNA from Cydia fagiglandana, 1236 nucleotides. Its product is annotated as odorant receptor 65a-like. The record is from RefSeq and is a predicted model, not a curated record. Gene Ontology annotation, biological process: sensory perception of smell; detection of chemical stimulus involved in sensory perception of smell. Gene Ontology annotation, cellular component: plasma membrane. NCBI's taxonomy places the organism in Eukaryota, Metazoa, Arthropoda, Insecta, Lepidoptera, Tortricidae. Gene Ontology annotation, molecular function: odorant binding; olfactory receptor activity.
AUGGUGUCCCAAAAAUAUCUAAAAAACAAAACCACAGAAUUUUUCCACAAAUUGGACAAAAUUAUCUUCGUUUGCAGCAGCAUGAACUACUGGGUAGAUGAUAAUGGUGGCUUCCCGAACCGUUACAAUGGUAUACCUGAGCUAGUCGUGAACGCGUACAGGAGAAUUAUAAAAGUUAUAAACGCAGCGAUUGUUCUGUUUGUGGUGGCAGAGUUGGGGUCAUUCUUCACUCAAAACAAUCUUACGGAGAAACAGAAAUCUGACCGCGUUAUGAUGACGUUUUCACACAUUAUUAUGUACUCUUUCACACUCUCUCUGAGCCAGAAUAAGGAAACGGUGACGGAGAUAUUGUUUGCGUUGGCUGUUGAUUUAAAGAAGGAUUUCAAUGAUGAGGAGACGGAGAGACUCAUGCUGAAACGCACCAAAAUCUACGCGUGGGCGUUUGUGCUUCUUUGCUUUAAUGCGCUCAUAUUUUACGGUGUUGAAGGAUUAACUCAGGUAUUGUUUUCAGAUGGAACGUUCGUCACAAUGAUAACCGUCUGGCCCGAGGUCCACGACCGAUCACCCGUCGCCGGAGUUGGUCGCGUCGUCGUCUACAUCCUCUGGUGGCUAUGGAUGAUCAGAAUCACCACCUCCUAUCUCAUAGUCUUCGCUGUCACCAUCUCCCUCAGCCAUCAGUACAUGAACCUGCAAAUGUACUUUAAGAGUCUCGCGGGGGUAUUUGAAGAGAGGAUUAGUCAGAGUGAGAAGGAAGAAGAAGAAGAAAAGAAGUUUGAGAGAGCUCUGAAGCUUGGUAUAAGAUUGCAUGCUACCACCAUUUGGUGCACGCAACAAGUGCAGAGAACUUGCGGAAAUGUGUUCAGCGGGCACAUCGUUGUUAACAUCGGCGUAUUGGUGCAAGUCAUGUCACAGUUUAAGGAUUCUGACCGCGCUCCGAGUCACUUGUUGGCCAUAGCAGGCAUCUUCGUGAGCAUGCUGUUCAGCACUGGAUUCAUCAUGUGGAGCGCAGGAGACAUCACUGUUGAGGCAGGCAAUUUACCGACGGCCAUCUUUAUGUCAGGAUGGCAGAACUGCACGAACAUGUCUUCUUACCGAAUUCGGCGACUGAUGUUGAUUGCUAUGACCCAAAGUCAGAAACCUGUUAUCAUGAAGAGUUGCGGAUUCAUAGAACUCUCUUAUCAAUCGUACUUAUCGAUUGUGAAGACAUCGUACUCCAUAUUCUCAGUUUUGUAUUAA